Messenger RNA from Octodon degus (degu), 5748 nucleotides. It is a transcript of the gene Steap3, whose product is annotated as STEAP3 metalloreductase. NCBI's taxonomy places the organism in Eukaryota, Metazoa, Chordata, Mammalia, Rodentia, Octodontidae. Gene Ontology annotation, molecular function: cupric reductase (NADH) activity; ferric-chelate reductase (NADPH) activity. Bases 63 to 1625 code for a protein of 520 amino acids. The record is from RefSeq and is a predicted model, not a curated record. Gene Ontology annotation, cellular component: endosome; plasma membrane. Gene Ontology annotation, biological process: copper ion import. The transcript has 5 exons.
AUCACCACCCACGCUGUGCUGAGUGUGGGGUCCCAGUAGCAGGAGGAACAGCACACAGAGAAAUGGCAGCUGAGGUCCCUGGUGGCCGGGGCAUCUGCUCCACCAUCCCUACCCAGGGCUGUGGAAAGACACCUGGCAAGGACACACCUGCCCCGAGAAGGCCUGGAAAGAUGGAUAAGCCCUUGAUCAGCCGCCACCUGGUGGACAGCGAUGGGAGCCUUGCAGAGCCCCCCAGUGGGGCCCCUAAAGUGGGCAUCCUGGGCAGCGGGGACUUUGCUCGCUCCCUGGCCACACGCCUGGUGGGAUCUGGCUUCAGCGUGGUGGUGGGGAGCCGCAACCCCAAACGCGCAGCCGGGCUGUUCCCCUCGUCUGCCCAAGUGACCUUCCAGGAGGAGGCGGUGAGCUCUCCAGGGGUCAUCUUUGUGGCUGUGUUUCGGGAGCACUACUCCUUGCUGUGUGGCCUCAGUGACCAGCUAGAUGGUAAGAUCCUGGUGGACGUGAGCAACCCCACAGAACAGGAGCACCUCCAGCGUCGCGAGUCCAAUGCAGAGUACCUGGCCUCGCUUUUCCCCACCUGCACAGUGGUCAAGGCCUUCAAUGUCAUCUCUGCCUGGACCCUGCAGGCCGGCCCGAGGGACGGCAACAGGCAGGUGCCCAUCUGCUGUGACCAGCCAGAAGCCAAGCGCACCGUCUCAGAGAUGGUUCAUGCCAUGGGCUUCAUGCCCGUGGACAUGGGCUCCCUGGCCUCAGCCCGCGAAGUGGAGGCCAUGCCGCUGCGCCUCCUACCAGCCUGGAAGGUGCCCGCACUUCUGGCCCUGGGGCUCUUUGUGUGUUUCUUUGCCUACAACUUCACCCGAGAUGUGCUGCACCCCUACAUUCGGGAGGACAAGAACAAAUUCUACAAGCUGCCUGUGUCCAUAGUCAACACUACCCUGCCGUGCGUGGCCUACGUGCUGCUGUCACUGGUGUACUUGCCCGGUGUGCUGGCGGCUGCCCUGCAGCUGCAGCGGGGCACCAAGUACCGCCGCUUCCCCGACUGGCUGGACCACUGGCUGCAGCACCGCAAGCAGAUCGGGCUGCUCAGCUUCUUCUGCGCUGCGCUGCAUGCACUCUACAGCUUCUGCCUGCCGCUGCGCCGCUCCCACCGCUACGAGUUGGUCAACCUGGCCGUCAAGCAGGUCUUGGCCAACAAGAGCCACCUCUGGGUGGAGGAGGAAGUCUGGCGCAUGGAAAUCUACCUCUCACUGGGAGUGCUGGCCCUUGGAACACUGUCCCUGCUGGCCGUCACCUCACUGCCAUCCAUUGCAAACACACUCAACUGGAGGGAGUUCAGCUUUGUGCAGUCCACACUGGGCUUUGUGGCCCUGGUGCUGAGCACGCUGCACACGCUCACAUAUGGCUGGACCCGUGCCUUCGAGGAGAGCCGCUACAAGUUCUACCUGCCACCCACCUUCACCCUCACACUGCUGGUGCCCUGCCUUGUCAUCCUGGCCAAGGGCCUGUUCCUGCUGCCCUGCUUCAGCCGCAGACUCUCCAAGAUCCGAAGAGGCUGGGAGAAAGAUGGUGGGGUCAAGUUCAUGCUACCAGUGGACUCCGUCCUAGCAGAAAAAACGAGCCACGUGUAAGGCACCUGUGCCCAGCGCCCCAAACCAGGUGCAGAGGGCUUAGCCCUGAGUCAUGGUCGGUAUUCUUCUCUGGAUGGUGCAGAGCAGGGUCAGUGUGCACACAGGUUGUUCAAGGCUGGACUUCCUCAUAUGAAAAUAUGCCCAGUAAUAUCCAGAAUGAUGCACACAUGGAUGCAAUGUAUGUACAUAUGUUUCAUACAUAUAUAUAUAUAUAUAUAUAUAUAUAUAUAUAUAUAUAAAACAGAACUUGUGGUUAUACUUACUUAGCUAAAAGUUGGGUGCCUGAGAUUUCAACUUGUUGAUUUAAAAGCAAGUGCCAGAUGCUGGGCAGGGAGCGCGCUGCUGUGGCUUUUGCAGAGAUAGCGACUCACUUUUGCACAGAACGGGCUGCUGGACCUGGUCCUUCGUCACCUCCUCCGCAUCCCUUGUGCCGCUUUCCCAAGGCUCACAGUGCCCACAGGUUGCGACUAAGUGGCAGGGAAGCUGACAGCUCUGCUGCUGCCCACCCAGGCCGCUCGGACUGAAUUGACGCUAGUUCCCAGGGGGUGGGGAGCUGGUUCUUCCAGUCCCCUGGGCAGCCACAGGAGGCCCAGUGGAGAGUGAUAUAGGGGUGAGCCUGGAGUCUGUGCCAGGGGCCACUGAAGGGCGGCCUCUUUCCAGGUAGUUUUAUUUCCAGAUGGGAGUUAGGGACUGAAGCUGGUUCACCCCAUCUUCCUUUCUGAGCUGGGGAGAAUUUUGUCCCCCGUCCCCAAAGUCAGGAAUCACCACGAAGCCUGCAAAUGGAUCCUCCUGUGCGGGUGUGAAGUCACCUCCUCCCUGGGUCCGCUAAUGAGCCUGCUUGAGAACAAGUGUAAUUGCUCUUCUGCCAUUGAGUUGGCGGUGAGAAAUGCUUAAGUCGCUGUGCCUUCUCACCUUUUCCCUGUUAUUCUGGAUGUCUCCCCAGAAGGUGGGGAGUGGUGCCUUCACCAUAAGCCCCAGGUGCACAGCUGCACCCUUACUUGGCCUUGAGGGGCUGAGGACUGUCUUUACUAGGCCAGUCCUGAGGAUAGAUCUCAGGGUAACAGGGAGCCCUUCAGCUGUCCUCUGCUGCCUCUGACCACCCAGCAAACAACACGGACUCCAAGCUUCUCCCCAGGGGUACAUCAGUCUCCCCCUUAGCCACAGUUUUGUCUUCCUCAGUUUCAGUUACCCAAAAUCAACUGUAGUCUUGAAAACAUCACUAUUUGUCCUGACCCUUUGAAGAGAGACACAAUGUCCACAUAUUUUAUUAUCAUAUAUUGCUACAACUGUCGUCGUUUACUAGUCACUAGUCUUGUUCUGUGUCUAAUCUAUUAAUUAACCCUUAUCAUAGGUCUGUAUGUUUAGGAAAACUAGAGCACCUACAUUCAGGGCCCAGUAGUAGUCAAGGUUGCAGGCCACCAAUGGGGAUCCUGAAUAAGGAGCAAUGAAGGAGGAGACUGCCUCGUUACGUUUCCAAACAGCUGGGAGGGCCUUUUCUGCCAAAGGCAUGAGUGGAAAACACUGCUGCUCCAAAGCACAAGAACGCAGACCACAGCCAGGGCCACAGCACUCCGUCCUCAGUCGCAGGACACCCGUCACUGAUUCAUGUUGCAUGUGGAUAAGCAGCAAUAUUCCACUCAAGACCUGACCCCCACAGGACCAGGGUGAUCCACGACCAAGAAUUCAUCUGUGAAUGCACAGGUCUCGGGGGGACUUUUCGGGGGUCAGGAGGUGUCCUCUGAUAGAACGAGACACUGAGCUGGCAAAGGCCAGGCAGAGUGGGGAAAAGGCAGUGCCGUGCCGGCCCCAGGAGUGCUCCAUGCACUUGUGUCUCCUGAGAACAAUGGGCCCCUUCCGAGGAAGGAGGAAGCCUGGUGCAGAGCCCCUCAUUAGGCCCAGGACUGACAGGAAAAGGCCCUCACUUUGUAGGUGUUUCCAGCUGCAACUCCCAGCUGGGGGCAGGGCUUAUCGUGAGGCAUAAAUUAGCCCUGUUGGGAGCACCAGCCAUGGGCUAUGAGAAACUUACUGAAAGGCAAAAAGGGAGGCAGAUAACUCCAGCAUUUGCCUGGCAUAAUGAGGGCACAUGGAUUCCCUGCUGAUGGAAGGAACAGAUAUACCCCCCACACACAGAGAGAUCCCACCCCCAGUGGGUGUUGGCUGCCACCUUCUCUAGCCUUCCCUGCUCAGGGAUGGUUCCUUAUACCAAAGAGGCCAACACAGAGUGAAGGCCAGGGUACUUCCUUCCCAUCCACCCCCUGCUGAAGCGUUCAUCAGGGCAGCAGUGAUUCCAGGCAGGAGGGAGCAGGUAGAGCAGAGGACCUGUCACUGGCCAAUAGACAAAGGCAGGUGCUCCCUGCACCUGGCCUUAACCCUGUGUCUCCUGCUGUUCCUCCCUACCUCACCGGGCAGCUGCAACACCAUCCUCAAGACAGAGAGUCACCCCCUACAGCCUGGCGAAGUCUAGCUGCCUCUGGGUACAAAAGUGCCUCAACCCACGUACUCUGGGAUCCUAAAUGCCACAGUCGGAAGUUGGCUUGUAAAACCCUACGCCGUUGAAAGAAUCCAUGUGUUUUAUUCCUACCUUGUAGAACUUGUCCAAGAAGCAGCAAAAAUAAACACAUAACCUGCCAUAAAUUUCAGGCUUUUAUUUAUGGCGCAGGCACCAUGUGCCCGAGGGUUCCGUGCCUCCUGAUGGAGCGAGCUCUCGGUGCAGUAGCAUGCAGUGUUAGGCAACGAUCUCUGUGAUGUCCAGCCACUAAGGAAUGGCAGGCAUGCAGACUACAGUGACAGGCCAGUGGGGGAAAGGGGCGGGGUCAGGAGACUCAGUCCGAGCUGGAGAUGACAGGAGCCCAGCCAGUGAGGCAGCACAGAGGCGCCCGGAGUGCCCUGAAGGCUGAGGCUGAGCAGGCAGGACAAUGGUGCUCUUCACACCAUACGUGCCUCUGAGUCACGUGACAGCGUGGCUCGUAUGCGUGCUCUGAUGCACGGGUCUGGGAGGAGGCCUUAGACUGCUCAACUCUGACAAGCUCCUGACUGACACUACUGAUGACCUUGGACACGCUGAGGAACCAGCACUUGGUUGGCUCCUUUGCGUCUGCUGUGCGUAGUCUGUGGCACACAAGCCAGCACGUGCACGCACACACACACACACGGGUCUUGGCCCCUUCCCCAAGCCCCCAUCCCGCAGGUGCCCCUGGCCCAAUAUUCUUGUGCAUUGAGCUGUUCUCAUGAAGGCAAAGUGAAAAGGACCCUGACCCCAGGCGCAAAGCCUUGCACUGUGUGCCACAUGGACAGCGCCCCUGGGGUACAGCCAUGUCCAUCCGGAGACCACUUCCCUGUCACUGCAGCCAAGCUUUCAAAAGAGGCAUCAGAUGCUCUUUAGUUGGAUGCAGGAAAAUAAGCAAACUUAUGGCAGUCUAGUGGCUAAAAACUAUUUCUAGAGAACAAUAACCUAAAAAUGCCAUCGCCGCUGUAGAUCCCUUGUAAGAGCUUUCCAUAGAAAGACCCAUGGCCAGGAAAUAACAGAGUAAGAAAAGUCUUGGGUUUGGGAUUUGCUUUCCUUCUCCUCUGUCCUCUCACACUUAAUGCUAGAAGCAUGAAGCUCACAAACAAUAAUAAAAUCGAUGGAAAAUACCCCUGCUCAGCCCAUGUAAGAACUCGGGAAUGACCAAAAUAACUCAUUAGGAAUUACCAGCCAGCUGCUUGGAAAGCUGGAUGUUUUCAGAAGCAGUGGAGCUGCCCCUGGGAAGGGCAGCGCUUUGUGGCUGGAUCGCUUCCUGGCCUCUGGACCAAGAGGAAAUUGGCACCAGCAGGGCAGAAAUCCUCAGUCUCAUCAGACCAGCACUGACCCUCAAUGUAAGAAAAUAUAUUGAAAAUCACUGUUAAAUUAAAUUCAAUAAAAUUCAGAAACAAUACAACCUACCUGUGAAUAUGAUUUUUUAAUCAAAUGGUCUUAAUUGAAAAAUAGGUAGCAAGUGAAGGUUAUUUAUAUUAACAUAAGUAAUAGUAAUAAUAAUACACCAAAUAAUGAAACUGAUUUUAAGAUAAAUGCAUAUUUACAUAUUCAAGUAAACAUUAUUAAUCAGCCUAGUGAACUGACUCUUUCUGUCUCUGUCUGUUUCUC